AUGCAAGAAAACCCACAACUUCUUCGAAGACCAUUGCCUCCAAAACUCAGCCGGGUGUCUUUAUAUCAAAAGAAAUUCCAUACAGCCAAGACUGGUAAAAUUAGGUCCCGGCAUGUUGCAUUCUCAGAAGAUGAAACGAUUUCAACUGAAGCCAAUUAUACUGUUCCUGAUAGUGUUUUGGAAAGGGAUUUACAAGCUCCAGCACCCAUCAAAGUCCAAAACAUCUAUAUUGAUCAUCAUAUACAAGAAAGAGUGACCACUCUUUCAACAGCCCCGAAAGAUACUAAAAUGGUUUCUUGGCACAUUCCAGAUACUGCCACUGGUUCCAUCUUUUUUCCAUCUUGUCAGUCAGCUUCUACUCGAGUUUUUAGGAAAGAAGCAAUGCGAAUGAGAAGUUUAAGAAAGCACAAGGAAGAGGUACAGUCAAAGCCACACCAAAUAAAAAUUAUUUACAUCAAUGACAAGCUGGAAGAAGUUUCUACCUAUCCAGAAUUAUCCAAAGUGUUCAACGCACGUUGGCCAGUCUUUACUACCACCUUUGACAAAGUGUACCCGGAUUAUCACACUUCACCAACAACUCCAAGCCACACCUAUGAGCCAUCUUUGAGAGAUUUAAGUGCAACCUACAUAAGCCCUCUUCCCAGUACUGUGUCUGUUAGGCCUGAAAGUCUGUGGUCUGAACGUUACCAACACAGUCUUACACAUCUCAGUAGAGUGGUAGUAAGUAUUACUCAGUAUCCUGGUAAUAACAUACCACCACCAGCUUUACCAAGGAAGCCUCGAACACAGUCUAUUAUAGAAACUAUUGCAUCAGAAAACGAAAAGGUAGAAAGCGCUCCUCCAGUUCCAAGACAACCAGAAGGUAAAUUUUUUGUUAAAAUGCAAGAAGAAAAACAAGGACAGACAUUUACUUUACAUGGUGAAGGUUUUAAGACAGUUGCAGCAACUCGCUAUGAAACACUGGCAGCUAUGACUGACUUGGCCAUAUUACACUGUCAACUAUAUGGAAGAAAUGCACUUAAUCUUAAGGGCUUUUUUCUCUUGAGUUGCCCAGACUUGACAUGCUUGGCUUUCCAAUUGAUAUAUCUUAAUUUAUCAUUUAAUGAUCUCUAUCACUUUCCCACAGAAGUAUUCUGUCUUAAAAAUUUACAAGUACUGAAACUGAGAAACAAUCCUAUCAAAGAGAUUCCUUCUGAAAUCAAACAACUUAAAUUUCUUAGAAUUUUCUGCAUUUCCUUUAAUUUGAUUACUAAUCUUCCACUUGGGUUAUUUGCCUUAUUUCAUCUGGAAGAACUUGAUAUUUCCUACAAUGAAUUCACUUUUAUUCCAAAUGAAAUCUACCGACUCAGGUCACUUGAAAAACUGCACCUUGAUGGAAAUUACCUGACUUCUUUGCCACCUGGCAUUUUAAAGCUUAACUUGACAAAAAUCUAUUUGGAGAAUACCUUUACCCAUCCUUAUUUUUGGGCAGAGAAUUCUUUGAAUACUCCACAACGACUUACUCAAAUUACUGCUUGGUUCAUAAUCGUAAAUAAUAUACAUAAAUUAUAUGAAAAAAUCCCAGUGAAAGCUAAACUAUUGCUAAAAUGCACGCGCAGAUGUGAUUGGUGCCACGGCCCCAUGUUUGGUAACGGUUUGUGUAUCAUCCGAUCCUGUGAUAUGUUUGGAGCCUCACAGCUUCCUAUUAUGUUUCAUGUCUGUUGUUCUUUCUGUUAUAGAAGAUUGAAGGAAAGUACCUAUUAUAUUGAAAGUAUUUCUGGCAAAAGAGUAGACCUAAAUGUGGAACCAUCCAAAGAAUCAUGA
Messenger RNA from Ochotona curzoniae (black-lipped pika), 1803 nucleotides. RefSeq names its product leucine rich repeat containing 63 (gene LRRC63). Lineage: Eukaryota; Metazoa; Chordata; Mammalia; Lagomorpha; Ochotonidae. Bases 1 to 1803 code for a protein of 600 amino acids. The transcript has 9 exons. The record is from RefSeq and is a predicted model, not a curated record. Gene Ontology annotation, molecular function: protein binding.